AUGGAGGUUAUGGAGUUUAGGAUGGAAAGCAAAACUUGUCUCAUUCGACUCUUGGAGAAGAUGUUGGAAAAGUGUCCAGCGUCUUAUUCCCUUCGGCAUUUGUCGUGUCUAAAUCCAGUCAAGAUGGCCUCAAACAAGGAAGCUUGUUCAGCAAAAUUCAAGAGAGUCUUGAUAUUGCUAGUUAAUGCUGAAAGUGUUAAAGAGGAUGAAUGUAACACUCUCCUGCAACAGUUUGCUGUUCUUCAACAGAAUUCCAGUUUUCGGGAAUCACUCCCAGGUAUAUCUGGAAUUGUUCUUGCGCAAGUAGAUGAGAAGCAUGUAGCUAAGAAGGAUGGACAGGAAGUAGACAAAAGACAAAUUGACAUUGAAGACGAGGAGAAGGAAGAAGAAGAAGAGAGAAAGAGGGAACAUAGAGAUGAAGAGAAGGAACAUGGUAAGCUUGAAAGGAAAAGGAAAAAGAAGGACAGGAGAACGACUGAAAAAAAGGAAAAGGAGGACAAUUGUGAAUAA
Molecule: messenger RNA, 510 nt
Organism: Pocillopora damicornis (cauliflower coral)
Lineage: Eukaryota; Metazoa; Cnidaria; Anthozoa; Scleractinia; Pocilloporidae
Product: UPF0329 protein ECU05_1680/ECU11_0050-like
Source: RefSeq, a predicted model, not a curated record